Molecule: messenger RNA, 906 nt
Organism: Blepharisma stoltei
Lineage: Eukaryota; Ciliophora; Heterotrichea; Heterotrichida; Blepharismidae
Source: the annotation of a GenBank genome assembly
AUGGGAGAACUUCGCCCAUAUUCCCGACUUCACACUCUUCUUAUCCCUGUAGCAGAAGGCAUGAGCACAAUUCUAAAAGGAAAGGAAAAAUGAUAUAAUUUUUCUCAAAGAUUAAAGGUACCUGUGAUACCUUAUUUAAUGAAUAUUGAUCAUAAUGCACUUUCUGCGCAAACCCUACAGGAAAUAGGACUAAUUGUAAAUGCAAAUCGAAAUAAUAUUAAUCAAAUGUGAGGGUUAUCACUAGCUGCUAGGGGAUUAUUUGGCUGGCUAGCAACUACUUAUGAUUGAUCUAUUACAAUUAGAGAUCGUUUCCCACAGUUUUCAAAUUUUAAAGAAGUUGAUAAACUGGUAGAAAAAGAUUUCUUAGAAUAUAGCUCUUUAUGCACAGUCAUUAUAUGCAUUAAAAUAGCAUGGUGAGCCAGCUUUCCUUCUUAGCACCUGAAGCCAGUAAAUUUAUUAGGAAAGCAGCGACCUUGUGGAUGGACAGCAUUAUAGAAAUCUGUAUUAGCCUAGAUUUUUUUUGCAUGAUCGAGAGAAGCGUUCGGAUUAGCCGAUGCACACUCACAUAUAAUCAAGGUUAACCAGAAAACUUGAUUUUUUGAAUUUUUUGGAAAAGGCAGGCACCUGUGAUGAACAGCAUGGUGAGUCAUUGUCUCUUACUCUCAGAUAGAGAGUGCAAGCCCUCGUACGUGAGGUGCAACAAAGUGAAAGACAGUAUCCUGGUAAACAAGCAGUGGAGCGUAUACGGAGGCGAGUAGUGACCUGCGGGCCUACAAUAAAUUUUUCUAUAAGUAAUUUAAGUUUAAGUUAGAAGCAGUCGUUAAUUCCAUACAAAAUAAAGAAAAAGAGCUAGAUUUAUUAGAAAAUUAUGAGCUUCCAAGAAUUAAUAAACUUUUAGGACUAUAA